AAAAACUUCUAUGAAGCAAAACUUAAGGGUGGGGUAUCCAUUUUUUCAACUACACUGUUUGGAAGUUAGUCGGGCCGAUGCCAACAACAAACAUCUAACCAGUCAGCAUUAGGGGGCGUAUGAUGGUUGUGGAGACAGAAUGAGCAAGAGGGAGAUUUGAAAAAAAAAAAAAAACACAGAAAGAAAAAUGAUGAGACAAUACAAAAGAGCUCAAAAGAAUAGCACUGGAAAUAAAGGUUUAUGACUGGGCAAGUGCUUUAGGACACGCGUUAAUAUUAGAAAAACUUUCCAGCGCUGGAGAGAGCUAAGCGGGAAGGCCUGAAAACAGAUGUGGAGGCUGCUUUGAACCUGCUUCUCAUGUGAGUAAAACUGGGUUUGAGUGUCAUGAUUGUCUGGAGCUGCUGUGCUGUUGGCGAUUGACAACAAACUCUUGUUUGUAUUUACUCUUGUGUACUGUAUGUUCAUUUUUUGUGCUUCCUUGUCGUUCGUUCAUCAACUGCGCUUUAUUUUUCGUGAAGCAUUUUGUUGCACGUCAGUUGUGAUAAACAGACACCCACUCUCGUAUUGCGUGUGUAACAGUGGCUAGGUAGCGAGAGUUGUGCAGGUAAACCACUGUACACUGACUAUCAUUAGAGAAUGUGGUGUUUAGCGUCAUUUAUAGCGCACUCGCCUCGCAUGCCAGAAGCGGACGGCUCGGGGUUCAAGACUGACUCGGAGCAGGGUGGUUAAGAUUGGAGAGUUAGUUUUGGAGGUGGAGCAAUGAAGAGAGGGGUGUGUUUUUUUGGGCUGAUUUCAAAUAUCAACAAUGUCCAACAGCGUUGUUGAAAAAAUGGAUACCCCACCUUUAAAAAUUUCCAGUCAAAUACGACCUAAGACUACCAGAGGAUUAAAGUCUUUCUUUACUGCAGUUCUUUUUUUUUUAUCCUGUUACAAAAUAUAUUCCUUUUUUUUUCUAGAUGCAACAGAUGAAAUGAGGACAGUAUCAUUGACGGAGGGAAAUUCUGUCACUUUACACACCGAUGCUAAUAAGGUACAGAAAUAUAUGUUGAUACAGUGGAGGUUUGGAAGCACAAGAAUAGCUGAAGUCAGCAAGCUCACGCAAACCAACUCGACAUAUGAUGGUCCUGCGGAGAGAUUCAGAGACAGACUGAAAUUGGAUCAGAAUGGAUCUCUGACCAUCACAAACACCAGAACCACAGACUCUGGACUUUAUACAGUAACAGUUAUCAGCAAAGAGACCAGCUACGUGAGUUUCAAUCUUACAGUCAAUGAAUCUCCACAAAGUACCUCAUCUUUAGAAAGAUCAUCAAGCUCCAAUUUUUUGUCAACCAGCUGUGUGGUAAAUAAUUUAACCAUAAACCAGACUGAGCAUGCUAACAUUACCGAACUAAAUCAGCCAAGUUCAGACCACAUCCACUGUUGUGGUUUUGUUGAAACUGUGAUUCGAUUGGUUCUCUCUGCUCUGGUGGGCAUGGCUACUGUUGCUUUUCUGGUUUAUGACAUGAGAUCUACAAGAAGUGAGCUGAUCAGACCAGAAAAGACGAGGCAUCACUGUCAGACUCACAGACUAAAAUCAGACCGUCAGUAUGAAAUGAGCAGAAGUUUUAGUUCCAGAUAUGUUUGUUGAAGUUUGCUGGUAUAUUCCCCAAGAUAGAUAAAACACGCAUUAAUAUUUCCUGUACUUGCAUUGGUAUUUAUUAAUAUACAUUUUUUUUCAUUCAUUGGCCAUUUAUUGAUUGCAUAUGCUCAGAAUAUGAUUUUGAUUGAUCUAUUAAGUGUGUUAAUGAUUCCAUAAGCUCAAAGUUCUCUUGCACCCUUUAAAUGGCUCUCGGGGGAAGGUGACUUUCAAUA
Molecule: messenger RNA, 1851 nt
Organism: Ctenopharyngodon idella (grass carp)
Lineage: Eukaryota; Metazoa; Chordata; Actinopteri; Cypriniformes; Xenocyprididae
Exons: 3
Coding region: 806-1627 (273 amino acids)
Source: RefSeq, a predicted model, not a curated record